Molecule: messenger RNA, 1325 nt
Organism: Caenorhabditis sp. 36 PRJEB53466
Lineage: Eukaryota; Metazoa; Nematoda; Chromadorea; Rhabditida; Rhabditidae
Source: the annotation of a GenBank genome assembly
AUGACCAUGUUCACCAACCAAACGGCCGAAGAGCUCGAAGCGAUGCGAUGCACUUCCGAGGGCAUUUUCAACGCUCAGAACUCUGUGUGGAUGAAAAUUAACUUUGGAUUAGUGUAUUUGGUAGCCUUGAUUACAUUUUUCUUGAGUGUGAAAGCUGCAAAGAUCUUGAAAUGCCACAAUGUGUACUCGAAUGGAACACAGUUCCUGCUCAUGUCUACUCUGUUCAAUGCCAAUCUCAAUCAGGCAGUUUAUUUUGAAAUCAGAGUUAGUUUUAAUCGAUUCAAAGUCAUCAGCCAAUCCGAUUUAAGAUUCGCCAUCUCGUCCACGUGCUGAUCCAUGCCACAGACCCGUGCCAAAUAGAGUUCCACACUCCCGACUGCACUUAUGAUCAUUCGGUUUUCGCGUUCACCUCCGUCCUCUCCACGUGGCUCGUGUGUGCGUUGACAUGCGAUCGGUAAAUGCUACUCUGGAGGCACUUCAAUUCAAAGUUAGAUUUCAGACUUUUGGCUUUGUUCCUUCGUAAUUUCUACUGCAACAAUUCAAAAGGAAUAUCACUUUUCCUCAUUUCACUUGCGGUAUUCCUUCCGAAUUAUCAGUUGUUCACCUCACAAAUUCAUUUCAAGGUCAUCCUCUCACUCGUCGUCCAUUCAAUCACCUACUUCGGAGUGUCUCGUGCUGGAUACAUCCCGGCCUGUUACUAUCCUCCCCAGCUUUCUCUGAACACAUUUCAAACAAUGAACGACGCUAACUUUGCAUUCACAAUGUUCAACUGCGUGCUAACUGUCUUCAUACUCCUUGCGAGUCUCUAUAAAGACCGGCGGUCAAUUAUUUUCGCAUUUAUAUUAUACACAAUUACUAAUUUCAGAAUCAGGCAAUCCGUUUACGAAACCAAACUCCGAUAUGCUUCUUUUGAAAAUCUGCUGACAACGAAGGCGAUUUGUAGUAUCACCUCCACGCAAUUCGUGUUUUUGAGCCUCUCCGCGGCAGCAGGUUCUCAUAAUUGCUAUUCUACACAAACAGCAAAAUAGCUAUGAAAUGACGUUUGCAUUUUCAGUCGCGAUCGUCCGAUUCUGCGAAGCGGGAUUGGCAGAAGACGUGUAUCAUAUAACUGUUCAAUAUGUAACGGUUAGUGGGAGAAACGGAAAUGCGUGUGUAACUUUUAAACGUUUCAGGGAAUUCUCUACUCGAAUCUUGCAACUCCUAUAUUGAUUUACACGAAAACGAACAAAUGCAUAGAGCAGAGAAGGAAGUCGAUCGGAAAGAUGAGACAGCAGACAAAUCACGUGGAUACGCACAUUUCAUCAUUGAGGAAAAUGUGGGAGUGA